This is a messenger RNA of Zingiber officinale, 1026 nucleotides long. Its product is annotated as noroxomaritidine/norcraugsodine reductase-like. Bases 107 to 904 code for a protein of 265 amino acids. Gene Ontology annotation, molecular function: oxidoreductase activity. The record is from RefSeq and is a predicted model, not a curated record. The transcript is spliced from 5 exons. Lineage: Eukaryota; Viridiplantae; Streptophyta; Magnoliopsida; Zingiberales; Zingiberaceae.
CCAAAUCUGUUUCUUCCAUCUUCGCCACUCAUCCAUCAUCUCUAGCAAGCUAGCUAGUAACUAGUAAACAGAGUCCUUAGGGUUGAGCUCCCACAGAUCCAGAAUCAUGGCGGCUUCCCACAACGGCAUUUUAUCAAACAGAUGGUCUCUCGCCGGAUCCACGGCUCUCGUCACCGGCGGCACCAAAGGAAUCGGAUUCUCCAUCGUCGAAGAGCUGGCCGGACUGGGAGCCGCAGUCCACACCUGCUCCAGAAACGAAGCCGAGCUCAACAAGUGCCUGCAGGACUGGGAGAAGAAGGGCUUCAAGAUCACCGGCACCGUCUGCGACGUGUCCUCGCCGGCUGACCGGGAGCGCCUGCUACAGGAUGUCAAGGCCGUCUUCGACGGAAAGCUAAACAUCCUCGUGAACAAUGCGGGAACAGGGUACCCGAAGCCGGCGACGCUGUGCACGGCGGACGACUUCAAAUUCAUCAUGACGACCAACGUCGAAGCGGCUUUCCACGUCUGCCAGUUGGCUCACCCUCUGCUCAAGGCUUCCGGGAGAGGCAGCAUCGUCUUCAACUCCUCCAUCUCCGGCAUCGUCGCUCUCGAGUACCUCUCCAUCUACGGCAUCACCAAAGGUGCGCUGAAUCAGCUUGCGAGGAGCUUUGCUUGCGAGUGGGCCAAGGACAACAUUCGCGUGAACAGCGUCGCCCCCGGCGCCGUGGAGACACCGCUGAUGAAGCCGGCGUUCGACAACAAGGAGUUCGUGGAGAGGGAGGCAGCGCACGUGCCGCUGGGGAGGCUGGGAGUGCCGGAGGACGUGGCUCCGGUGGUGGCGUUCCUUUGCUUGCCGGCGGCGUCCUACGUCACCGGACAAGUCAUUGUGAUCGACGGAGGACGCGUUGUGAAUGGCUACUACUGAGCACGGCUGCCGUUCAAGAGUUUGUUUGUUAUGAUGCAAUGGGCGUUUGGCAAUUUCCUUAUAUUUUCAGUCCUAAGAGUUGUGUUUUUAUUGACCAAUUUAAACAUCUCUUAGUUAAAUAA